CCUACAACAUCUACAAAACACUAGUGAAAGAUGUAGACGCGAUGCAACAACAUUAUGGAGAACACAUAUAGAGCAAUUUGCGUCUUGGUUAAAACAGCAGGCAAGUUCAUAAUCAAGCUAAAAUUUACUUUGUUUUAUAUAUGUAUUGACACUUAACAUGUUUUCUUACAAAUACCUAUUACUUUGGAGAAUCACGAUGAAACACUGAGGUGGUUAGCCUACGGUCCUCGUGUUACUACUAGGUCUUUCACUGGUUACAUAAUCAAUGGUCUGCGGUUUCACACCAAUUCAGUUGACAGGCAAACUCAGAACAGUGGUGUUUUAUACGAGGCAACAUCAAUGUGUAGAUCUAGUGCAAGAGACACUUCUCAGAUGGUUGAUUUAGUUACAUUAUAUGGCAGAGUGGUGGAGAUUUUACUUAUCGACUAUAAUACAUUCUACAUCCAUGUUUUCCGCUGUUCAUGGGCAAACAUUGGUAAUGGUGUGAAGGUAGAAGAUGGCUUCAUCCUUGUCAACCUGAACCAAAGCCAACUGGCAUUUGCUAAAGAUCCAUACUUCCUAGCUACACAAGCAAAGCAAGUCGUCUAUUCUAGAGUAGAUGAGUCAUUAAGUUGGUAUGUAGCUUUGCGAUGUCCAACAAGAAGAUACAGUGAAGAAGAUGUGGCAGAUGGAAAUGCAGAUGUUGGUCCUUUACCACCAAUUGUCGCUAUGGAUGCUGAGGAAUUGGUUGAUGAGUCUAGAAAUGUCUGGACUGACUGUGAAGGCAUUUAUGUUUGAAUGGAAUGUCAUAUAUUACUUUCAGUGGCCUUUUGUAUAUCUUUUUGAGAUGCUUUUAAUCAAAUGAAAUUAUAUGGCUUUGAGUUGGUUUGAGUGUUGAUUUUCCUUGUGUCAUUGUGUGUUUUUCUGAGUGUUUUGUGUUUUGGUUGCAUUGUGUUGCUGUUUGUGUUUUAAACAUUGACACUUAACAAAACUUGUUUCUGUCUCAGGUGAAUUAAGAUGGGUAAUCGUAGGAACAAGCGUGUGAAGAAAACAAAGGAACCGAAGAACAAACUUGAAGAUAAGAAGCUGAAAGAAAUUGCGGAAGAUAUGGAUGUAGAAAUGGAGGAAGAAGAACCAAACAAUGAGGAACAAGUUGAAGAACAGAAUGAGGAUGAACAUAAUGCAGAAGAACAGACCAAAGAACCAGAAGCUAUUAAUAUGGAAACAAAUGAUGAAGAAGAAGUCUAAGCUGAAGAAGAAGUCGAAGCUGACCCAGAAGAUGAAGCAGAAGUCGAAGCUGGCCCAGAAGAUGGAGAAUAAGUCGACGCUGAUGCCAAUGUUGAUGAAGCGCAAACUCAGACUGAUACAGUUACUGCAUCACAACUUAAAAGACGUCGACGACCAACAAAGAUGAAAAACAUUGCCAGGGAUCCACACGAACGACAUCAUGUUGACUUCAAUGCUUUGGGAGAACCUUGUGGACCAGGGUCGGUAUCAUUAUCCUCCUACUUGGGACCCUUAGUACGUGAACAUGUUCCUGUGAUUAUUGAAAACUGGAAAAAAGUUGGUGAAGAUAUCUGAACUGUGCUGUGGAAAUCUAUUGAGGUAAGUUGAAUCUACUUUUACUUUCACUAUAAAGUUCACUUGUAAUUGAAUGUGUCUACCUUUCCUGCCUACAGAUGAGGUUUGACUUGGAUAAGGUUGUAAAUCCAAAGGCAUAUAUAUGGAGGCCUACAGUUAGCAAGACAGCUAUGGAGGAUUAUCUGAAAUGCUUUGUAGCAUGGCCUGCAAAUAGCGUUGUAUUUGAGUCAAAUACACAAAAUUCUCCUCAUCUACAACAAUCAGUAAGUUCAACUUCAAAGACUCAAAAGUCUCCAUUAAGUGCAGCAUCUUCGGCGAAGCAACCGGCAGCGAGUUCUAAAGCUAAGUCUAUGAAUGAGGAGUCUCCGUCAACUCCCCCAGCUCUUACAAAUAAACCAGCAGGUACUCAGAAAAAGAAGUCUCCAGUAACUCCAACAUCUCCUCUUCGCAGAUCAGAGCGUAACAAAUUCAAGCCAAAUCAAAAAGUUAAGCUCCUUGAUCUCUCAGAAAAUAAGGUGAUUGUAGCUGAAGGUCGUUGGUCAUCGAAUAAUCCAGAACAUCUUGUCCACUUUGAACCUUUGGGCCCUGGUGGAUGUCGAAUCUUUGUUGAUGUUGUGAAGGUUAAAGAUGCUGCUGUGUGGAGGACAACAUCUGAGAUCGAGUAUAUGGAAGAUGCACUUGGAAGCUGUCUUGCCUGGCCAGAGGAUAAAGUUGUAAUGGCGUAACCCCCAAGAAGGAAGCAACUGAGUUAUGUGUUCGCAUUUUAUGUUGUCCUUUGUUAUGAUAUGCCUUUGUUUCAAAACAUGACUCUGUCUUUUUUAUGACUCUGUUUUUAUGUAUGCUUUGGGUAUUCGUAUGCUUCGGAUCUAUGACUUAAUCGAACCAUAUCUUAUGUUAUGCA
Molecule: messenger RNA, 2461 nt
Organism: Brassica napus (rape)
Lineage: Eukaryota; Viridiplantae; Streptophyta; Magnoliopsida; Brassicales; Brassicaceae
Exons: 3
Coding region: 1659-2285 (208 amino acids)
Source: RefSeq, a predicted model, not a curated record